This is a messenger RNA of Sodiomyces alkalinus F11, 1845 nucleotides long. Its product is annotated as hsp70-like protein. The coding region runs from base 1 to 1845 and encodes 614 amino acids. The record is from RefSeq and is a predicted model, not a curated record. Gene Ontology annotation, biological process: vesicle-mediated transport; protein refolding; cellular response to unfolded protein. Gene Ontology annotation, cellular component: cytoplasm; nucleus; plasma membrane. Gene Ontology annotation, molecular function: ATP hydrolysis activity; ATP binding; misfolded protein binding. The transcript has 5 exons. NCBI's taxonomy places the organism in Eukaryota, Fungi, Ascomycota, Sordariomycetes, Glomerellales, Plectosphaerellaceae.
AUGGCGGAAGAACUCUACGAUGGUGCCAUUGGCAUCGAUCUCGGCACUACCUACUCUUGCGUUGCCAUCUAUGAGGGCACCAAUGUUGAGAUCAUCGCCAACGAGCAGGGUUCCUUCACCACCCCCUCCUUCGUCAGCUUCAAUGAGAAGGAGCGGUUGAUUGGUGAAGCCGCCAAGAACCAGGCUGCCAUGAACCCCCGGAACACCGUCUUCGACGUCAAGCGUCUUAUCGGCCGCCCCUUCGAUGACCCUGAUGUCAAGAAGGAUAUGGAGUCUUGGCCUUUCAAGGUCAUUGACGACAAUGGCUCCCCCAGAGUCGAGGUCGACUACCUCGGCGAGACCAAGUCUUUCUCCCCCCAGGAGAUCUCUGCCAUGGUCCUCACCAAGAUGAAGGAGAUUGCCGAAACCAAGCUCGGUAAGAAGGUUGAGAAGGCCGUCAUCACCGUGCCCGCCUACUUCAACGACAACCAGCGUCAGGCCACCAAGGACUCCGGUGCCAUCGCCGGCCUGAACGUCCUCCGUAUCAUUAACGAGCCCACUGCCGCCGCCAUCGCCUACGGUCUCGGCUCUGGCAAGUCUGGCAAGGAGCGCAACGUCCUCAUCUACGAUCUCGGUGGCGGUACCUUCGAUGUGUCCCUGCUGAACAUCCAGGGCGGUGUCUUCACCGUCAAGGCCACCGCGGGUAACACCCACUUGGGUGGCCAGGAUUUCGACACCAACCUGCUCGAGCACUGCAAGAAGGACUUCCAGCGCAAGACCAAGAAGGACAUCUCCGAUGACCCCCGCGCUCUCCGUCGUCUGCGGACGGCUUGCGAGCGUGCCAAGCGUACCCUGUCCAGCGGUGCCCAGGCCACCAUCGAGAUCGACUCGCUCUUCGACGGCGAGGACUUCCAGAUGCAGAUCACCCGUGCCCGUUUCGAGGAGCUCAACGCCAAGGCCUUCUCCGGCACCCUGGAGCCGGUGGCCCAGGUGCUGAAGGACGCCAACAUGGACAAGAGCGUCGUCGAAGAGAUUGUGCUUGUCGGUGGCUCCACCCGUAUCCCCCGCAUCCAGAAGCUCCUGUCCGAGUUCUUCGACGGCAAGAAGCUGGAGAAGAGCAUCAACCCCGACGAGGCCGUCGCCUAUGGUGCCGCCGUCCAGGCCGGUAUCCUCUCCGGCAAGGCCACCUCGGCCGAGACCGCCGACCUCCUCCUCCUCGACGUCGUUCCCCUCUCUCUCGGUGUUGCCAUGGAAGGCAACAUCUUCGCGCCCGUCGUCCCCCGCGGCCAGACCGUCCCCACCAUCAAGAAGCGCACCUUCACCACUGUCGCCGACAACCAGCAGACUGUCCAGUUCCCCGUGUACCAGGGUGAGCGUGUUAACUGCGAGGACAACACCUCGCUCGGUGAAUUCACCCUGGCUCCUAUCCCCCCCAUGCGUGCUGGUGAGGCCGUUCUCGAGUGUGUCUUCGAGGUUGAUGUCAACGGCAUCCUCAAGGUCACCGCGACGGAGAAGACCUCGGGCCGCAGCGCCAACAUUACCAUCUCCAACUCGGUCGGCAAGCUGUCGUCCACUGAGAUUGAGCAGAUGAUCACCGAUGCCGAGAAGUUCAAGACCAACGACGAGGCCUUCAGCAAGAAGUUCGAGGCCAAGCAGCAGCUCGAGUCGUACAUUGGCCGGGUUGAGGAGAUCAUCUCCGACCCCACUCUGUCCCUGAAGCUGAAGCGCGGCCAGAAGGACAAGAUCGAGCAGCAGGUCAGCGAGGCCAUGGCCAAGCUCGAGAUUGACGACGCCUCGGCCGAGGAACUUAAGAAGCAGGAGCUCGCCCUGAAGAGGCUCGUCACCAAGGCCAUGUCGGCCCGAUAA